Molecule: messenger RNA, 1012 nt
Organism: Oncorhynchus keta (chum salmon)
Lineage: Eukaryota; Metazoa; Chordata; Actinopteri; Salmoniformes; Salmonidae
Product: snRNA-activating protein complex subunit 3-like
Exons: 9
Coding region: 1-930 (309 amino acids)
Biological process (GO): snRNA transcription by RNA polymerase III; snRNA transcription by RNA polymerase II
Cellular component (GO): snRNA-activating protein complex
Molecular function (GO): RNA polymerase II cis-regulatory region sequence-specific DNA binding; core promoter sequence-specific DNA binding; bent DNA binding
Source: RefSeq, a predicted model, not a curated record
AUGGGAAUCGCACCAGAAACGUUGGAUGAACUGAAAGCUAUCUGCAGACAACCUCUUGACACCAACGUUGUGCCACCUGACCCCACUCUUCAAACACUAAUACAGAGGAAGAAGAAGCAGGACUACAAAGGCACCCUGAGGAUCGAUAAGAUAAGCAGAGUUGACCACUACCAAGACGAACUGGAGAGCCUAGCGGUGGGGAAAAGGCCUGAGGACCCUGUUGACUUGGUGCCAGAAGGGGAGAUCAUUUUGAGCAUCAACGUUCUCUACCCAGCCAUAUUUGAAAGAGAACGUGCAGUUUACAUGACCCUUCAGAUGCUGGGCUCCCAUAGUCUGGUGGACCUGAGGGACGCUAUCUGCUGUAUCAGCGACCUGCAGGUCUUUGGAGAGUUCAGCAACACGCCCGACAUGGCACCGGACUUCAUCAGCAAGGAUCACUUCAAAUCCGCCUUCUUCUACUUUGAAGGGGUCUUCUACAAUGACAUGCGUCACCCUGAGUGUCAGGACAUGAGCGAGACCACCAUUGAUUGGGCAAAGACCAGAGACUUCCCCACAUUCCACAAGGCCAAGAUGGAGGACACCAGAUUCUACGACCUGAAGGUGAAGGUGGGCUACCCCUACCUCUUCUGUCACCAGGGAGACUGCGAGCACGUUGUCAUCAUCACCGAUAUCAGACUGGCUCAUAAGGAUGACUGCCUGGAUAGGAAGUUGUACCCUCUCCUUACCCACAAGCACAGGGUCAUGACCAGGAAGUGCGCCGUGUGUCACGUCUACAUCGGCAGAUGGUUAACCACAAAUGAUCCAUUUGCCCCAAAUGACCCGUGUCUCUUCUGUGAGCGAUGCUUCCGCAUGCUUCACUACGACAAGAAAGGAAACAAACUAGGACAGUUCCUGGCCUACCCUUAUGUGGACCCUGGGGCCUUCAACUGAGACGUCCCGUUUCUCCCUCCUACUGCUGUGCAGUAUUAGUAAUGGUACAUAUUUUCUGUUGGCAUUAAAGCACUUUAUUUAC